AUGUAUCUUCAAAUAGGAUUAUUUUUCAUUACAGCCGAACUUGGUCGAGGUGCCUUUGGUAUCGUGUACCACUGUCAAGGAUCCUCAGGUGACCCCUUUGCCCUUAAGGAACUUCCUAUAGAGACAUUUAAACGACCGCUGCACGUGCUAUUUCGUGAAGUCCAAAACUGGAGAAAACUUGAAGACGAGAACAUCACAAAGUUCCAUUGCUUCUGGGUGGACGGUCCAAAUUCGGAAGAAGUUCACGACCAAACUUAUCAAAUCCCGCCCGUUUCAAGUUCUCAGGAUACCCCUGUGCCCCUUAAUUUCUUCAAGAUUCACAUGGAACUAUGCCACAUCACGUUAAGCGACUGGUUAGCCAAACUACCCGCCAAUUUUGUCACGGAUCUCGACAUCUUUCACCACCUGGCCCACGGUCUAAGUGUCAUCCACUCAAACGGUAUAAUCCACAGGGACCUUAAGCCUGAAAACAUUCUGGGAAAAUACGAUCCGAAUGGAGCCAUCGUCUGGAAAAUCGGGGACUUCGGUCUAUCCCGCGAAAUUGAGGGGGAAGCCGAGAAAUCCGAUUAUACCGGAACUGUACAACAGCCCAGAGAUGUCUCUUGGAAAACGUGA
This is a messenger RNA of Folsomia candida, 615 nucleotides long. RefSeq names its product interferon-induced, double-stranded RNA-activated protein kinase. Gene Ontology annotation, biological process: protein phosphorylation. NCBI's taxonomy places the organism in Eukaryota, Metazoa, Arthropoda, Collembola, Entomobryomorpha, Isotomidae. The transcript has a single exon. Gene Ontology annotation, molecular function: protein kinase activity; ATP binding. The coding region runs from base 1 to 615 and encodes 204 amino acids. The record is from RefSeq and is a predicted model, not a curated record.